AUGCAUUUGAGUUACUCUACGUCCUGUCAGUGUGGUCUGGGAUUCGGAGCGCUGGGUGGGGGCCGAGGUGACGGGACGGAGAGGGCGCGAGGGGAGACGCUGUCCCGCGGCGGGGCCGGGGCCCUGAUCGCCGGCCCGGGCGCCCGCUCCGCCACAGGGUCCGAUGGCGGCGGCCGCGCGCAGGGACCCGGCUCAGGUUGUUGGUGUGGAGUGGAGGAUAAGGCUGCAUCUUCUGAGCAGUGCAUUUCUGCAAGAGUAUUGUCACUGGACAGGACUCCCAAAGCAGGUAUGUCUCCCCAGAAGGCACACCUCUGUGAGAUGUGUGGAACCAUCUUGAGAGACAUUUUACCUUUGGUUGAACACCAGGAAACACAUCCUAAGCAGAAACUGUACAUGUGUGGGGCAUGUGGAAAACGAUUUCAUGUCACUGCAAACCUUCAUCAGCACCAUAAGCAGCAAAUUGAAGAGAAACACUUCAGAAGCAACAUGGGCAGAGCCUCGCUUUUGGAGAAAUGCAAAUUCCAUAUGUCAGCGAAGCCCUUUACCUAUGAAGAAAUUAGGAAGGACUUCCUGGCCAACCCGGGCUUUCUCCCGCAACAGGUCACUCACAUCAGGGAGAAGUCAAACAGUAGAACUGAGUGUGCGGUGGCCUUCCACAGUGUAAAAUGUCAUAACAGGGAAGACUGCAUGAAAGCUUUCAACCCCAAACACACAUUUGUUCAGCACCAGCAAGUCCUCAUGAGGGAAAGAUGUUACAGGUGUGAUGAAUGUGGAAAAUCCUUUAGCAAAAGCUGUAGCCCCCGUGACCAUUUGAGAGUUCACACUAGAGAAAAGCCUUAUAAAUGUGGGGAAUGUGGGAAAUCCUUUAGGCAAAGUUCUGGCCUCAUUCAACACCAGAGAGUUCACAGUGUACUAAGACCUCAUGAAUCUGAUGAAUGCAGAAAAUUAUUUAGCAAGAAGUACAACCUCAUUAUGCAACGGAAAGUUCACACUGGUGAAAAGCCAUAUGACUGCAGUGAAUGUGGGAAAUUUUUUAGCUACAAAUCUAACCUCAUUACUCACCAGAGAAUUCAUACUGGAACAAGGCCUUAUGAGUGCAGUGAAUGUGGGAAAUCCUUCAGCCACACCUCUGGUCUCAUUAAACACCAGAGAAUUCACACUGGAGAAAGGCCUUAUGAGUGUGAGAAAUGUGGGAAAUCCUUUAGCCAGACCUCUCACCUCAUUAAACACUGGAGAGUUCAUCCUGGAGAAAGAGCUUACGAGUGCAGUGAAUGUGGUAAGUUCUUUAUCUCUAGCUACUGUUUCUUUCAGCAUCAGAGAGUUCACACUUGUUUAAGACCUCACAAAUGGGAUGAUUGUGGAAAGUUACUUACCAACCUGUCCAACCUCAUUAAACACCAGAGAGUUCACACUGGAGAGAGGCCAUUUGAGUGUAGCGAAUGUGGGAAGUCCUUUAGCUGCAAAUCCUACCUCAUUACACACUGGAGAAUUCACACUGGAGCAAGGCCUUAUGAUUGUGGGGAAUGUGGGAAAUCAUUUAGCCAUAGCUCCACGCUCCUUCAACACCAGAGAGUUCACACUAGGGAAAGACCUUAUGAGUGCAGUGAAUGUGGGAAAUCGUUUUGCCACAGCUCUAGCCUCAUUACACACCAGAGAAGUCACACUGGAGAAAGGCCUUAUGAAUGUAGUGAGUGUCAGAAAUCCUUUAGUGACAGCUCUAGCCUCAUUAAGCACCAAAGAGUUCGUACUGGAGAAAGGCUUUAUGAAUGCAGUGAAUAUGGGAAAUCCUUUAGCCAGAGCUCUGACCUCAUUAAUCAUCAGAGAGAGCACACUAGAGAAAGACCUUAUGGGUGUAGUGAAUGUGGGAAAUUGUUUACCUUCAACUCUAACCUCCUAAAACAUCAGAAUGUCGGCAAGGAAUAAAACCCUUCCCAUAAUACAGGUAAGUCUAUUAUAGACUGCAUUGUGCCCCCUCAGAACUCAUAUGUUCAAGUCCUGCUCCACAAUGUAACUAUAUUUAGGUGUGGCUUUUACUAAGAUAAUUGAGGAUAAAUGAGGUAAUAAAGAUGGGGGCCUAAUCCAGUGUGACUGGCGUCCUUAGAAGAAAAGAUACUAGAAGGUAUGCUCUCGCAUGCUGUGUCUCUGUCUCUCUCCCCAUGAACAGAAGACAGACUAUGUAAUAAGACAGCUGUCUGUAAGCCUGGAAGAGUGGCCUCACCACAGACCAGUCCUGAUGGUACCUUGGUCUUGGAGUUCUAACCUCUAGAAGUAUGAGAAAAUAAAUUUCUGUUGUUUAAGCCAACUAGUCUGGUAUUUUGUUUUGGCAGCCUGAGAGGGGACAAAGAUACAAUGAAAGUACCACAUUACAUUCUGUUUUCACUGCAUUGAUAGGUAGCCAUGAAUAACCCCAAGAACAUAUAAAA
This is a messenger RNA of Leptonychotes weddellii (Weddell seal), 2423 nucleotides long. The record is from RefSeq and is a predicted model, not a curated record. NCBI's taxonomy places the organism in Eukaryota, Metazoa, Chordata, Mammalia, Carnivora, Phocidae.